CAUGAGCAAAUGUAUGCCUUGACGUCGGCGAGUAGGGAAGGCCAGUAGAAGUAGCGGGAAAUGGUGUCGAAGGUUUUCUGGAAACCGAGAUGUCCUGCGUUCUUGGCGUCGUGGUGCUCGACCAAGAGUUGAGUACGGAGGCCUCGUGCGUCGGGGAUGCAAAGUCGGCGAGUGCCUUUGGUAUCGAUGUAGAGGAGGUUGUUGUGGAGGGAGUAGUCGGGAACUGGGUCAAGAUCGUGGAGCUUGUUGUAAAUGGUGAGGAUGGAGGAGACGAUGGUGUUGUCAGUGCGGAUGGUGAAGUAUUGCCCGUCGAGGUACGGGCGCCAGACUGUGAGGGCGUGAAUCACGACGAGGAGUUCCUUCUCGUUGGAGGGGUAAUUCAUCUCCGCAGGAAGGAGCUUCUUGCUUGUGAAGGCGAUGGGGUAUUCGCCAAGUGGACCCUCAGGGUGAGUGGGCGAGUCCUUGAUGGAGGGGGUCUCAAUGGUGUCGCGGGGGAAAUGUUGGGACAGUACAGCUCCGAUGGCGAAGUUGGAGGCGUCAGUGGUGACAUAGAAAUGGCGAGUGGGGUCGGCGAUCUUGAGGACAGGGGCCGUGGUGAUGSCUUGCUUGACGGAGACAAUAUGGCCGAGGUAUUCGACGCUCGAAGAGGCAAACGUACAUUUGUUGAGCUUGGUGUAGAAUUUUUGCUCUCGGAGGAUCGAGAGGACUUGGUGGAGGUGCUGAAGGUGGGACUUGAAAGUGGGGCUGAAGAUAAGGAUGUCAUCAAGGUAGACGAGACUUCGAGGAGGUUGAGGAAGAUGUGGUUCAUGGUAGAUUGGAAGGUAGCGGGGGCAUUGUGGGAGGCGUUUGCGACGCCUGAGAGUCGUCCGGUGGAGGUGGCAUCACCGGAGAGGGGGGAGGCAGACGAAUUGUCGAUGCCAGAUGGGCCAUCAGUGGGACGAAGGACGUCACCGAUGGGUGGGCCGGCAGACGCGAUGUUGAUGCUGGGACAGUGUCCUGGGGACUGUGUUCAUGAUGAGGAGGGAUCCGCGCUUGCCGAGGGCGGUGAUAUGGAGGUUGCGGGUCGAGUGGAGGCGGAUUGGCGGGUGGUGGUCAUUGCGCUUCCAGUGAAGUCUGUCAUUGGAUGUUACCAGUGGGAAAGAACCUUGAUGGCCCUUCUCCUUUCUGUUUCUGGAGUCUUCUUUGUCAUUGGUUCCGUUUGGGUGCUGUUUCACUCAUGUCGAAUCUCUCAAGAGAAAGACCUUCAGGACGAACUUAGUCAUCAGAAGGUUGAAAACAAACGCGCGCAAGAUGAGAAGCAGCGUGCAGAACUGUCAAGCUCCAUAAAAAGCCGCUUCCUUGCAAACAUGAGCCACGAGCUGAGGACACCUAUGGCAGGAAUCAUUGGGUUGGUGGAUAUCCUUCUGUCUGAUGACGGGAUGACGUCAGAACAGUUCGACACUGUGUCACAGAUCCGGCGUUGCUCCAUGGCGCUGCUUGGACUGCUCAACAACAUUCUUGACCUCAGCAAGGUAGAAGCUGGGAAACUUGAACUAGAUAGAGUGGAGUUCAAUCCAAAGCAUGAGCUCGAGUCCCUUGUGGAUUUGUUCUCCGUGCAGUGCCUAGCUUCAGGCGUGGAAAUUGCUCUCGAUCUCGCAGAUGAUAUCCCGAAAUGCGUCAGAGGGGACCCUGCAAGGCUGCGCCAAAUUUUUGCAAACCUCAUAUCGAAUGCGGUUAAAUUCACGUCGUUAGGAUGGGUGCUGGUGCGUGGGUGGCUGGAGCAUAGAGAAACAGACAAGAAGCCAAGCGAUCACACCAUAAUUCAUAUGGAAAGCCAGAGAACAAGUGGAAGGGUAGAAAUGGCAUCCAUCGUCUUCGAGGUAGAAGACACAGGCUGUGGAAUUGAGCCAGAGAAAUGGGAGAGUGUGUUUGAGAGCUUUGUGCAAGCAGAUGCAUCUACCACCAGGAUACAUGGUGGCACAGGCCUAGGACUCAGCAUCGUUCGAUCGUUGGUCCAGAUGAUGGGCGGUAGCAUCCAGGUGAUCCCAAAAGAUGGACCUGGAACCUGCAUAAGGCUCAGCGUUGUGCUUGAGUGCACCAGACCGGCAACAUCCAUGCAAUUGACUAAGCCUCCCUCGCAAAGCAGCUUCAGUCAGGAUUCCCGCCCGAUUCCUGCAAGCAGACCUUCAUUGGAUCCCCGCUCGAUUGCUGCAAGCAGACCUUCAUUGCCGCGGCCAAAUGGAGUUGCAUCUCCAUGGUUGAAGGAAAUGAGCUCGAAGCCAUCCCUCACUGUCAAUGGGAAACAGUACAUUGAUCCCUUGAGAGGUAUAGGAGUAGUGUUUGCGAUGAGGCGUAGUCUUGGGCAACGCAUCGUUACAGAGUGGAUGGAACGGCAAGGGCAUCAUGUUAGUAGAAUAGAGGAAUGGGAGGAAGUCUUACUGACUCUCCAGCAGUUGGUGAAGCGUGUGAAGUGUGGGGAAAACGGGGUUCAAGAGGCAGAACAUCUCAAGUCCGUAAGGAAUAGUUCACAGAGGGUGGCAUCAGAAAUCCUUUCCAGCAACGUUUUCAUCAAUCACGACAAGGACGGAAGCCCAAGAGAGGGGGAGAGUUCUAGCAUGGCUCUGAGUCUCUCAUCUGGUGAGGAGGAAGUGGGUGACAACCAGCAGAGAAUGACGGAACGGUCCAAAGACGUUUCUUCAUGCAACGCAGAGAGACCAUCCAAUCUCAGGCCUAUUGUGCUUCUGGAUAUGGCACUGCUCCCGGGCUGCUGCAACGAGAAGUCGGAAUAUGACAUGGACCGACUUCCAGAGAUGCUGAAGCUUCUAGAGCCUGGCCGAAAGGCUGGUGUGGAGAUCUCCUGGCUUUUGUCACCAAGCACCCCUCGACAAGUUCGUCAAAGGUUGCGCGCUUCAGGAUUCAGCAUGAUGGUGAACAAACCCAUAUAUCCCACCAAGAUAAUGCAGCUCUUGCUCCGUGUGGCUGGUUUGGGCAACAAUGAGGGCAGCUAUAGUGUCCAGGCAUCCCCAAAGCCCGACAACAUCAAGCAGGAGGUUUUGCUUUCACAAGGCGCAGGAAUGCAGACGGUGAUGGCAAUGGAGAUGCCUUUCCAAAAGCCUUCCGAUUGCUCUGAUGCAAGGAGUCUGUCCAUGCCAAGGAGCACUUUUCCAUCCAACGACUCAGCAAAUGAAACGACUGCUCACGGUUGCAGGAUCAGCGCAUCGUCACCUAUCCAUGACCUGGAAGUAAGAGUUGGGUUAUCAAGAUCUCAGCAGGAACAAUUCACUGUGAAGAUCGACAGUCCAGCUGGUGCUAGUGAUUCGCCGAAGUCUCCUUGGGGCUGUGAAAGCAAAUGCCGCAGUUGUGGUGGAUCUGGGACCCUUUCUGACUGGGCUGAGCAGAGUAUGCCCACAUGUCAGGGGCCUUUGAUCGACUUGCUAGGGCCCGGCCAGUUUCCUCUAGCAUUUGAGGAGCCACCCUCCAUGUGUGCAUGUGGUGAAUCCGAUUCACUGGCUGACAAUGAGAACACCUAUGAUGGUAAAUGCAGAUCGCCGCCUGGGCAGGAUCAAGCCUGUGUCACGGCGGGGCCAGGGAUAGGUGGGAGAGGAGCCUGGGUGCCAUACGAUUUGUCAGAGAGUGCUGGUAGACAUGAGCGCACGCCAUCGAGUGUUUCGACCUCGUCGCUGAUACCAGAUCUUCCAUCAUCUUUGGCAAGAAUGAACAGUGCUGGAAAACUCGAUUCGCUGAGCGCAAUUGUCUGUGGGUCAUUUCCUGUACCCCCUGUGCUUGGGAGCUCCAGGGAAUCAAUUCCUCCCCCAAAGCCGACUGUCAAUGUCAACAGAUCAGGGUCAAGUUUUGCUGGGGCACUAGAAGGAACACAUGUAUUAGUUGCCGAAGAUACUCCGGUGUUGCGCAGGCUUGCUGUGGUUACACUCCAGAAGAUGGGUGCAAAAGUGACUGCUGUGAAUGAUGGACAGGAUGCAAUUGAUACAGUUCUGAGAUGUAACACAGGACAGGGGCUACCAGGAGAAGAACGACGACGAGCAUUCAGAGAAACCCAACAUCAACCCUUGGGAAUCCAGGUGCAUGUGAAGGAGUUGGUGAGUCUCCUCAUGGCGGAACGUGAAGAGAAAGAGAUGGCAAAGAAGGAGGAGGAAGAGAAAGUGAAGAAGGAACAGGAGAGGAAGGAAAAAGAGGAGAGACGAUUGAAGAAGGAAGAAAAGAAACGAAGAGAGCAGCAGGAGAAUGCCGAACGAAUGGCGAAAAUAGUAGAUCUGCAAUUUUCCAGAAGGUGGGGAGGAGCAAUGGAAAGGUUAGGAUCGGACAGCUCUCCGGAAACCUCAAGACGACUGAGGCGAUACCGGAAAGCUUCGAGAAGAGGACGUCGCCACCGAAGGACUGCGUAUGCCUCUGCGGAAUCGGACGAUCUGUCUGAGAUAAGCGAACGAACACGAAAGCUGUCCAUUUCCGAGAAGAGGAAGCGUUCAUCUACAGUCACGGAAGAUUUGUCCUCAACUAGUCCCGCAACAACUCCGCUCAAGGCUAACCGAUCUCGGGACCCGCAUCCAAAGUCUCCAGUGAAAUCGGCGUUCCGAGCCAAAUCGUCCUCCGCGAAGAAAGUAGAGACUAUGCUGCAGCCAACUACCUUGAAGAAGCUUCGGGAGAAAAACGACCCAACUGUCAAGGGAGCUCGGUGCAGUAUUCCGACACUUGGAGCACAAUCGAGCAAGGGUCAAGAGAUAGAUGCCAUACUCAUGGAUUGCCAGAUGCCAAGAAAAGAUGGGUACACGGCGACCCUGGAGAUCCGAGAACUCGAGAAGCUGUCUGGAAAACACCUCCCAAUUGUGGCUCUAACAGCGCAUGCAAUGGCCAGCGAUGAGGAGCGUUGCAUCAGUGUCGGAAUGGAUGCGUACCUUACCAAGCCAAUUGACAACAAGUUGCUGGUGUCGACAAUCAAACGGCUGGUCGCUCAGUCUAGAUCUGGUUUUUGGUCUUCCGACUCUGGAAGUUGGUCCGAAGGUAUCGUAGAAGGACGCAUAGAGUGGUUUCGUACCAAAGACAUGGAUGUGUGAAAUUGCUGUACUUGCCCAGACAGAUCAGAUUAAAAUGCCUCUCCCACGGCGGCAGUCAGGUUGACGGGCUCUACCCCAAGGGAAUGUAGGCUGCAGCCGAAGCUGGUGAGCAAGAAUUUUUGACCAGAAUUCGCUCUGCACUUAGCAACCCCCUCUGUUCGCAUAACUGACAAUUUGUGUCCUUGGGGACCCUUCCACUGCAUUCUAAAAAAAGUCAGGUUGACGGGCUCUACCCCAAGAGAAUGUAGGCUGCAGCCGAAGCUGCUGAGCAAGAUAUUUUGACAAGAAUUCUCACUGCACUUUUCAACCCCCUCUGUUCGCAUAACUGACACAGCCUGACAGCUUGUGUCCUCGGGGACUGUUCCACUGCACUAAAAAGGAGCUAUACUAACAGCUUCUAGCUGCAAACUCCUUACACUGCCGGCUGUGACGAUCUAGUGCAGAGCAGUUCUACUGCAGUGGGAGAAAGCCUGUUCUCUUCUCAGUCAUCGAUGUUUAUUCAACGGUAUUAGGCUUCUGUUGGGUGUUGUCGAGCAGUAGUUACGUGUGCUGGCUAUCACUGAAAGUUGGGUGCGAUCCUCUCUCGGAAAACAUGGCGACCACUGAUGAAAACGACAACAUUCGCGAUGGGACAAAGUGUUCGGGAUCAUCUUCAUCUUUGCACAAGAUGGGUGGCUCAGUUCAAGUGGGUCGAAUUGUUUCCUUCGUGCUGGCUACGCGAGCUAGAAGGCUGUCACUUACCAUCGGGCAUGCCAUGUAUUAUUUUUCCACAGACAGUGUUGUGUAUUGUGUCUGGAGAUGGGCGCCAAAAGCUCUCUCUCUCUCCAGGCCCCAAAUCCUGAACAGUCCCGAUAUGGAUAUUCUCUGGUAAGAGGAGCAUCUUCUCUGGUAUCAGGACCAUCUUCUCUGGUAUCAGGAGCAUCUUCUCUGGUAUCAGGAGCAUCUUCUCUGCAGUCAUUUACAGAAUAGAAGCAAUAACGACACUUAUUUAUAUCCGGCAUGUCUUGGGAGGACAACAUCCAUUAUGAGGCGUUGCGCUUACAUCCAUAUCUGCUCAAAAUGAAACUGGGACAGUGUCGCACCGGACGUUUCUGCUUCUAUUAGCAGUCUGUUGCCCAUCCAUGAGCCGUCUUACUCUGCAGUCACUUCAAGGGCAGACGCAAUGACGACACAUUUAUACGCAACUUUUCUUGGGAGGACAACAUCGGUUAUGCGGCGUUGCACUUACAUCGGUCUGUCCUGACAACGAAGGUGGGAUGGCCGACGUUUCUGCUUCUAUUGGCAGUCUGUUGCCCUCGCCUGGCUCUCCAAGUUCACCUUGUUGAUCGUCUUUGCCUGCUGCUGGAGGCUGAACUGAGUGGCAUCAAUGGAACGAUGGGUGAAACGUGACCCAGUCAGAAUGAGCUGGGCGAAGCCUGAACUGUUCUCGAGCCGUCACUGCUGGGGCUAGCGGAGCAGACGCUGCAGAGGAGCGUUUUCCAAACCUUGUCGAGAGGAAGGAAACACUUGUAACACUUGCAUUGAGAACUGAGACAAACCCUAUCACCUUUCUGCAGCCUGCUAUUGUGUUUUUCAAGAGGGAGGGUACUCAAUGUGCGAGCUUGCAUGCAACAGGUAUGGUGUUUCUACUUUUAAGAGAGUUCUGUUCUUUUUGGGGUUUGCCCGUCAACAUGUACUCAUACGUAUUCCAUCAUAGGUAAUGCCUCACGUACGGGUCAGAAUCUUUCGUUGAGUUUCACGCUCUUUUUUCACGCUGCCACCCUGUGUCUUGUGCGGGUCGGGCGGCAGCUUGCGGGCAAUGAUUUCAAAUGAAGGCAGGACAGCUCC
This is a messenger RNA of Chara braunii, 6875 nucleotides long. NCBI's taxonomy places the organism in Eukaryota, Viridiplantae, Streptophyta, Charophyceae, Charales, Characeae. The record is from the annotation of a GenBank genome assembly.